This is a messenger RNA of Puma concolor (puma), 858 nucleotides long. NCBI's taxonomy places the organism in Eukaryota, Metazoa, Chordata, Mammalia, Carnivora, Felidae. The record is from RefSeq and is a predicted model, not a curated record.
AUGUUGUCCCUGAUGCUGGAUGAGGGGAGCUCAUGCCCAACAGCAGCCAAAUUCAGUGCCUGCCCCCUACCUGGUGCCCUCCUUCAGGAUCCCUACUUUAUCCAGUCGCCCCUCCCAGAGACCACCUUGGGCCUCACCAGCUCUCACAGGGCCAGGGGCCCUAUCAUUUCUGACAUCCAUGAAGACUCUCCAUCCCCUGAUGGGACCAGGUUUUCUCCUUCCAGUGGUGGCAGGAGGGAGAAGGGCCUGGCACUGCUCAAAGAAGAGCCGGCCAGUCCAGGGGGGGAAGGCGAGGCCGGGCUGGCCCUGGCCCCAAACGAGUGUGACUUCUGCGUGACAGCACCCCCACCGCUGCCUGUGGCUGUGGUGCAGGCCAUCCUGGAAGGGAAAGGGAGCUUCAGCCCUGACGGGCCCAGGAAUGCCCAACAGCCUGAACCAAGAGGUCCCAGGGAGGUACCUGACAGGGGAACUCUGGGCCUGGACAGGGGCAUGCGGAGCCCAGAGAAUCUUCUGCCUCCCAUGCUGCUUCGGGCCCCCCCUGAAAGUGUGGAGCCUGCGGGGCCCCUGGAUGUGCUAGGCCCCAGCCACCAAGGGCGAGAAUGGACCCUGAUGGACUUGGACAUGGAGCUGUCCCUGAUGCAGCCAUUGGUUCCAGAGAGGAGUGAGAAUGAGCUGGCAGUCAAGGGGUUAAAUUCUCCAGGGCCAGGGAAAGACUCCACACUUGGGGCACCACUCCUGCUGGAUGUCCAAGCGGCUUUGGGAAGCCCAGCUCUCGGCCUUCCUGGAGCUUUAACGAUUUACAGCGCCCCUGAGAGCCGAGCCUCCUACCUGGGCCCAGGGGCCAAUCCCUCCCCCUGA